Lactuca virosa is the source of this 348-nucleotide messenger RNA. The record is from the annotation of a GenBank genome assembly. NCBI's taxonomy places the organism in Eukaryota, Viridiplantae, Streptophyta, Magnoliopsida, Asterales, Asteraceae.
AUGGAACUAGAUGAUGAGCUACGUUCCAUUACUAUUGGCAACUCAAUAGUUGUCCAAUAUUGCACUCGUAUAAAGUCAAUUGUCGAUCUCCUUGCCAACAUCGGAGCCUCGGUUUCCGAAGGGAAUCUUGUUAUUUAUUCCAUUAACAACCUAUCUCUAAAGUUUUCUCAUGUGGUUACCACCAUUCGACAUCAGAAGCCAUUCCCGACUUUUCUUGAAAUGCGAUCGAUGCUUAUGCUAGAGGAACGUUCCAUGAUUAAGGAACAAAAUCGUGUGGUGCAAGCUACUCAUCAAGACCAUGCUUCAGCCCUAACUAUUCUCAAUACCACACAUGAUAACCAAUCUUAG